This is a messenger RNA of Acanthopagrus latus (yellowfin seabream), 2219 nucleotides long. It is a transcript of the gene myoc, whose product is annotated as myocilin. Bases 233 to 1672 code for a protein of 479 amino acids. Gene Ontology annotation, biological process: signal transduction; osteoblast differentiation. The transcript has 5 exons. Gene Ontology annotation, cellular component: Golgi apparatus. The record is from RefSeq and is a predicted model, not a curated record. Lineage: Eukaryota; Metazoa; Chordata; Actinopteri; Spariformes; Sparidae.
GGAGAGCUCAGUGUUACAGACCUGUCCACCGAGCAGAAACAGGGGAGAGCAGAACAAGAGAGGGGAGGAGAGAAGAAGAAAAACAGAUACCUGAGAAAAGAAAUUCACCAGGAAACUGGGAACUAGUAGACGGUUUAAAGAGAAUCAGACUUAUCACUUGUAAAAGAAGACUAGAGGGAAGAUAGAAAGUCAUUCUUCAGAGAGAGACUUUAAACUAAGGACGGUCUGCAGUAUGUUCCUCCUCCUCUCGUUGUGCAUGUCUGGUCUUCUCCUGCAUGCUGACGCCCAGGAGCGAGCCUCUCUGUGGAGGGGAAAUGACCGGGGUGGACGCUGCCACUACACCUUCACUGUGCCCAGCCCUGUUGAAUCCAGCUGCCCGCAGUCCGGAGGCCCCGAGAUGGAGGGUCUGAAGGCCAGGCUCAGCAUGCUGGAGGUGCUGGUGGCCCGGCUGACCAGAGGGGAGACCGUGGCCCCUCAAAGAGCCGGAGCCAGAGCUCAGUCUGAGCUCCAGGAGGCGCUGAACAGGGCCACGGACGAGAGGAACCUGCUGCAGGGGGAGACGGAGCGUCUGGAGCGGGAGCUGCUGGGGCUGCAGGGCAGGAUGGAGGAGAUGAGGAAGGAGACGGAGAGGCUGAGGAACAGACCGUGUCCGCCCCAGACCCCCGUGGUGCAGCCGAGCCCCUCUCUGCAGGGCGGUGGCCUGAUGAGACCUGCUGGGGGUUCCAGUGCAGUGUCUCACCUGAUGACCCGGCCCAACAGGCAGGGAGACAGCAGCAGUUUGAGAGACUCGGCGUGGCAGUACAGAUCUCCAGGCUUCCAGGAGCUGAAGGCCGAGGUGACGGAGGUACCUGCUCCUGACGGCUCUGAGGAGAACACAGGUUGUGGGGAGCUGGUUUCAGUUGGUGAGCCGGUCACUCACAGGAAGGCCGACAACAUAGAGGGUAAAUAUGGUGUUUGGAUGCAGGAUCCUGAGGCUGCCUCCAUUUAUGGACCCAACAUGAUCUGGCGCAUCGACACCAUUGGCUCUGAUGUCAGGAAGCUGUUUGGAUACGAUGACAUGGAGCAACUCGCUAAAGGCUUUCCGUCAAAGGUCCUGUUGCUGCCAGAGCAAGUGGAGAGCACUGGUGCCACAGUGUACAGAGGCUCUCUCUAUUUUCAGAGACGCCUUAGCCGCACCCUCAUCCGCUACGACCUGGCCUCUGAGAGCGUCGCAGCCCGCCGUGAGCUCCCCCACGCCGGCUUCCACGGCCAGUUCCCCUACUCCUGGGGAGGCUACACGGACAUCGACCUGGCUGUGGAUGAGCAGGGGCUGUGGGCCGUGUACUCCACCAGCAAAGCCAAGGGAGCCAUUGUGAUCUCAAAACUGGACCCGAGCAGUCUGGAGGUGAAGAGGAGCUGGGAGACCAACAUCAGGAAGAGCUCCGUGGCCAACUCCUUCAUCAUCUGCGGCAAGCUGUACACCGUGGCCAGCUACACGGCGCCCGACACCAUCAUCAACUACAUGUACGACACUGAAACCAGCCAGGGGAAGGCCAUCAGCAUCCCCUUCCGGAACAAGCACCGCUACAACAGCAUGAUCGACUAUAACCGGGCUCAGAGGAAGCUGUUUGCCUGGGACAACUACCACAUGGUGUCCUAUGACAUCAAGCUGGGCCGCCAGCAGGCCAAGUAAGACUUCCAUCAGUGACUGCUGAAAAAAGUGACAUUUGCUCACCUGUUCCUGCUUCAGAGACUCAGAGCUUUAGAGUAUAAUUUGUGUGGUGGUCGUCGUUAUAAAGCCAGCACCAUCAGAUCCAUGUGUAGAAGAGCCUAACUACCAAACUCCAAAGUGAAAUGAAGACGCUUGAGGAACAGUGUCCCCUGCAGGUCUGCCCUCCGUUCUUCAGUGGGAGGGCUGUCGCUGUGGCUCGGUCCACAAAAUAUGUUUUAGAGGAAUUAUUUUUGUACCGCCUUUAAUCAGAUGUAUGAUUUUGUUGUUUUCUUGAUGAGCUAUAUAUAUAUUUGAGGUCUGAAAGAUGAAGCAUAGUUUAUUUUCACAAGCUACGUUGGAUAAUUGAUGCAUCCAAUUUACAACAGAAACUCCCUGUGGUACUUCAUGAUUGAACAUAUCUUGUCUCUCACUCAGCAUUUAUUGAAUAUUGCAUGUACUUGUACACUGUAAUCAAUAUAAUGAUGUAAUGUUCAGAACUGUCAUGAAAUAAACUUCUUCCUAAACAGUU